Messenger RNA from Pediculus humanus corporis (human body louse), 1182 nucleotides. Its product is annotated as valacyclovir hydrolase, putative. The coding region runs from base 1 to 1182 and encodes 393 amino acids. The record is from RefSeq and is a predicted model, not a curated record. NCBI's taxonomy places the organism in Eukaryota, Metazoa, Arthropoda, Insecta, Psocodea, Pediculidae. The transcript is spliced from 2 exons.
AUGUUUCGUGGAAAAAAAAUUAAUGAUUUAGUUAAUAAAUAUUUGGUAGGUCGUUUACAUACGUCCACUUCUUUAAAAUUAACCAAGAAUGAAGUAGAAGAAGUUAGUAUUCCCGUUCCUUGGGGACAUGUUGCGGGUAAGUGGUGGGGAGACAAAAAUCAAAUACCUGUAUUAGCACUUCACGGCUGGCAAGACAAUGCUAAUACAUUUGAUAAAUUAAUUCCCCUUUUAAAUUUACCAUCUAUAUUAGCUAUCGAUUUACCUGGUCACGGAUUGUCAUCUCAUUAUCCAGCUGGGAAAACAUAUGAAUUUCAAGAAUAUUUAAUUUUGUUACACAGAAUAAUAAAUUAUUAUAAAUGGCCAAAAGUACCUCUUCUAGCACAUUCUUUCAGUGGGGCUCUCACAUUUAGUUAUGCUUCAAUUUUUCCAAAUAGAGUCAAAUGGUUAAUUAAUUUCGAAUGUGCAAGAUCCUUAAUGACACUUCACAGAUCAGAUAUCGGUUUAUCAUAUUCAACAGCAUUGAAUGCUCUGGAAAAAAUUGAAAAACAAAAAGAAAAUAUUACUAUUCCAGCAUAUAAAAUGUCAGACAUGAUUCAAAUGACAGUCGAAGGAAGUUUGGGUGGCAUUUUAAAACCUGAAUCUGCUUUUCUUUUAUUGGAAAGAGGAACAACGUUGGCAAAAGAACCAUAUACGAAAAUAAAUAAAACAAAAUCAUCAUCGACAGACUUGCAAAGUUUAAUCAAUUUCGAAAUGAAUGCUUUUAAAUAUUUAUCUAAAGAAGAAAGUGUUGAGAUUAAUGAAUACUAUGAUAGACUUAAAAAAAAAUUAGAAGUUGCUAAAAACAAUUUGAAAAAUUUCAAUUUAAAUGAAUUUAAUGAUAAUUAUUAUGUUUACUCUAGAGAUCCGAUAAUUAAAAUUCAACCCUUUCAAAGUAUAAGCUCUGAAUUUGUCAUAGAGGCAUCUAAAAAUAUUAAAUGUCCGUCACUUUUUCUAAGAGCAACCGAUGGUUUCUUACACGGAACGGCUAAACCCCUUUACGAUCACACGUUAAAAAUAUUAAAAAAUUCCGGGAUUUAUUUAGAACAUCACGAAGUUAACACGUCACAUCAUGGACACUUAGACGAUCCGGAAAAUUUAUCACCGAUAAUAAAUAAAUUCGUUGAAAAAUUUCAACACGUUUAA